GAGACUGCGACUUUCUAGACAAUCACACCAACCCACGCGUUAAUAACAAAGCAACCAUGUCGGACACAGAAGAAGGAGGAGUUGGCAUUCCUUUGCUGGAACCCUUUUCCCCAUCGGCAUCACCGGAGCCCCAAACAUCUGGAUCAAAGCGCAAGCGCGAAGACGUCGAUGAAGACGAAGCACCCGCUACACAGACAAAGGCCGCAAAGCGCAAAAAGGCAAAGAACGCAAAGAAAGCCAAGCAGCCCAAGGACAUUGAGGAGGACGCUCUAGAUCUCGAACUUGGAGUCAACCAUGCCAUCGCACAUAUGGACAGCCAGUUGCUUGCCGAUCACGUCGCCCAGCGCACCAAGCGCUUCCACACCGAGUUGAGCGUCAUGGAGCUGGAGGACAUGCAUAUACCAUCACACGCCAUCGUAGACACUACAUCAUGGGACAAGCCGCGCAAUCUGGAGAACCUAGCCGACUUUAUCGAGAAGUUCAAGGACGAGAGAAGAACCGACAAGCCAGGAAAGACUCUUGCAGACGCUGUGAAGCAAAAGUCGACACCACACACCAUCGUCAUUGCUGCUUCUGGAAUCCGAGCUGCCGACUUGACAAGAGCUCUGCGCAGAUUCCAGACCAAGGAGUCCUUGAUCGCAAAGCUGUUCGCCAAGCACAUCAAGUUGCAGGAAGCUAUCAAGAUGGUGAAGGAGUCAAAGAUCGGUAUGGGCGUGGGCACGCCGCAAAGAUUGAUCGAUCUCUUUGAAGAUGGAGCUCUCUCAGCAGGCAGACUGGAGAGAAUCAUCAUUGAUGCUUCGCACAUUGAUUCCAAGAAGCGUGGAAUUCUCGACAUGAAGGACACCGAGAGUCCCUUGAUCAAGCUGCUCACCAGACCCAGCUUCAAGGAAAAGUACAACGAGGACAAGAUGAAGAAGAUCGAGUUGAUCUUCUAUUAGGAAAAGAAGGUCACGUUCGACUGGUCACGUUUAGCAGCUUUGUUCAUAUUCUUUUCGAUACCCAAUUUACUUUCACGUCAUGAAUGAGAUAGCGGAGCAUCCAA
This is a messenger RNA of Aureobasidium subglaciale EXF-2481, 1042 nucleotides long. RefSeq lists its product as uncharacterized. Gene Ontology annotation, cellular component: nucleus; 90S preribosome. The record is from RefSeq and is a predicted model, not a curated record. The transcript is spliced from 3 exons. Lineage: Eukaryota; Fungi; Ascomycota; Dothideomycetes; Dothideales; Saccotheciaceae. Bases 57 to 938 code for a protein of 293 amino acids.